This is a messenger RNA of Emiliania huxleyi CCMP1516, 954 nucleotides long. RefSeq lists its product as hypothetical. The coding region runs from base 1 to 954 and encodes 317 amino acids. The record is from RefSeq and is a predicted model, not a curated record. NCBI's taxonomy places the organism in Eukaryota, Haptophyta, Isochrysidales, Noelaerhabdaceae. The transcript has 4 exons.
AUGCUGCUCCCGUCCCCGGCUUGCGCCGCGCUCGUCGCCGGCCUGAAGCGCGAGUACUCGUCGUUCUUCAACCCGAUGGAGAUGGAGCUCUACGACCCGCAGGUGACGUUCGACGACCCAAUGAUCUCCUUCACCGGCGCGGACAAGUUCAAGGCCAACGUCGACAUGCUCUCCGGCGGCUCGGCCGUCGGGAAGCUGCUCUUCUCCGACUGCGGCCUGGUGAUGCACAGCUGCACCGAGGACGGGGAGCGCGCGCUCACGACGCGGUGGACGCUGCAGUUUCGGUUCAAGCUGCUGCCCUGGAAGCCGCUCGCUCAGUUCACCGGCGCGAGCGAGCGAGAGCUGCCGUUCGCGCUGCUCCGCCGGGCGGGCGACUACGAGGUGCGGCGGUACCCGCUCUUCGACUGCGCGAAGGUCGAGUACGAGCGGCGGGUGGACGGGCUGGGCGUGCUCGGCGCGUACACCAACGGCGCCAACGAGGCGGGCGCCGAGCUGAAGCCGCUCGUGCCGUCGCUGAUGAGCAUCCCGACGGGCGAAUGGGACGAGUUUCGCGAGUCGACGACGCUCUCCGCCGCAAAGGCGACGCGCCCGGCCCGACGGGCGCCGUGCGCUCGGCGCGUCCCGGCUCACCCCUGUCUGGGGCCUCGUCAGGUGAUGCGCUGGCCGAUGGGUGUGCCCGUGCUGGGAGACGCGGCGCCGCCCGCGCCCGAGUCGCGGAUACAGGGGGAGGCGUCGCUCGAGUCGGUCCCCUCGUGCGUGGUCGGCGUGCGCUCCUUCUCCGACCCGACCACCGAGCCGAUCGUGCGGCUGCUGCGGCAGGCGCUGCGCCGCGACGGGCUCGCGCCGGGCGGCAGCGAAGCGGAGGAGUUCCGGCUGGCGCAGUUUGACGCGCUCAACAGCCUCAACGCGCGGCGGAGCGAGGUGUGGGUGGCGCUCGACGAGCACCCGUGGUGA